This is a messenger RNA of Aspergillus calidoustus, 1503 nucleotides long. The record is from the annotation of a GenBank genome assembly. NCBI's taxonomy places the organism in Eukaryota, Fungi, Ascomycota, Eurotiomycetes, Eurotiales, Aspergillaceae.
AUGGAGUCAAUUCCUCCUCCACCUCCCGAACAAUUAGCCCUAGCACUCGCUAUUAUCAAAUCGAAGCCAGCGAAUUUGGACGUCAGAGAGCACAUCUUACAAGUCCGGCAAUUCAUCAAAACAAGGAGAGAACCAGAAGCAUUUCGUUCUCCCGAGCAAUUCUUCGACAGCGUUGCAUUCUGGAAGCAAGCGCAUGACAAGUCAGAGGCGGAACAAAACAAACUGCGAGAUCGUGUGUAUGAGCUUGAACAAUGCAAUGAUAUGCUGUUAGCUAGAGUACGGGCUCAAGGAAAUGGGUCGGUUGAGGCUGCAUUGCACGGGUUGACCAAGGAUCGUGAUGCUGGGAAUCCAGCAUUGCGGGCUAGAACGCAGCUAUACCCUAUUUUGAGCUUGCCUGCUGCAGGUACCCAAGUAUCGAAAACUCUUGAGGAUUCCACUGUCCCAUUUAUGCGACAGUUCUAUAUCCUCCAGAAAGCUCUACAGAGACGGUCAACUAGCAUCAAUAUCCUACGCCCGGCUGUUGACUUAUGCAAAAGGUCUGCAGAUGAGAUCGAGGGCGCUGUUUCUCUGGAGUCGUUGAGCCCAAGCGAAGCCGGGUCCAAAAACGCAAACCUAACCCCUAACGGUUUGUCUCGCUUUAAAGCAGUUAUACAGGCAGUCGAAUCUGCUGCGGCUCUUCUAUUCCAGGCACUGAAGAAGCUCUCAGCUUCUGAGCCUGCCAGGCGAGAGACAAAUAUUCUCAUGUAUAGCAUUGUCGACUUAUACGAGGCCAUCAUGGGUACCCUGGAACGACACUGCAAGAUGUGGGCAUCUACUAGGCCAUCACCGCAUUUCUCAAGACUUUCAACUGAAGGUCCCAUGACAAGGUCAAAAACCAACGCGGGAUGGCCAGCCCAGCUCGAGACCGAGAAAGAAGGAGCCAUGCAGCUUGUUUCAUUGCUUAGCCGUAUGAUAACAGCUCUCGACCCAUCCCAAACUGAGCAGCAGAGCCUGAUCGAAGGAUUCCUGUGUAUCCUGCUCAGCCGCGUUGGAAAGCUUCUGUGCAUCUUCCAUUUCCGAGAUCUACAACUGCAGCCUGAGCUGCGAGCGGACUCUAGCAUACUGCCCCUUCCUGCCGGACUGGUCGACGCCGAGCUCGACAACCAGUCCCUGGACGCCAUGUGCACAGAAGCCAAGCAUUUGGUUUGGCUUCUAGAAGGAGCGUUGGCCGUCUUCAAUGCCUGUUCUCCUGCAUCGAACCCGGAAGCCGAGGGCCAAUCGUCUCGCACACGGUUCAUAUCUAGCAUCAAUGCAAGAAUAGAGAGCACGCUUGUGCAAGCCGUCUUCGGUGCGGAUUCUGACUCUUACGGGCCGCGUUUGCAGAGUCCUACCCUGCCCGAGAGUCUCAAUGUAGACAGGCUCUUGAAGUCUCACGGGAGCGCUCAAUUGUCGGUACCUGACUGGUAUAUGGGAGAGGUAUGGCGACUUAUGGGCUGGAACAUGUUGACGAGCAAGCUCCCAUGA